This is a messenger RNA of Emiliania huxleyi CCMP1516, 1446 nucleotides long. RefSeq lists its product as hypothetical. The coding region runs from base 1 to 1446 and encodes 481 amino acids. The record is from RefSeq and is a predicted model, not a curated record. Gene Ontology annotation, biological process: activation of GTPase activity; nucleocytoplasmic transport. Lineage: Eukaryota; Haptophyta; Isochrysidales; Noelaerhabdaceae. Gene Ontology annotation, cellular component: perinuclear region of cytoplasm; nucleus; cytosol. The transcript has 4 exons. Gene Ontology annotation, molecular function: small GTPase binding; GTPase activator activity.
AUGGAGCCUAGCAACGUCAACGGAAGUCGACGCGGCGUUGGCCUGGUUCGGAAGUGGACCCGGCGACGCUGGAGCUCCUCGGCGGCGCUCCCCGGCGACAUCGAGGACCAGCGGGAUUUGAGCGGGAUCUCGGAGCUCGACAGGCGGCGUGCCGUUCUCCCAUCCCUCCCUUGGGAAGAGGCCUUCAUCAGCGUCGAGGAGCUCAAGAGGUUAUAUGACAAAGGCAACUUCGAAGGCAGGCUGCCCAUCAUCUCCAUCUCCUUCUGCUGGGACACGGCGGCGCACCCCGACCCGCGCGGCAAGCAGCUCGCCACGGUGGCGGCCACCCUCGAGCGCGAGAUGCCCAAGUAUGCUGAGGAGAUGGUUAGCCACGACUUCAAUACCAACGUCCCGGGCUUCACCGAGAUGGGCGUCUUCUGGGACUGGGGCUGCCUCCACCAGAGGGACCCCGCGCUCUUCGACCCGACCGAGACGCCUGAGGCCAAGCCCGAGGGGCCGGAGCGGGAGGCCUUCGUCGUGGACCUGCAGGCGAAGCGCAGGUUCUACGGCGGAGCGGCUUACGAGGCGAGCCGCAGCGAGGAGGAGAAUGCGGCCUUCCGCUACGCGCUGCACAACACGAUGGACCUGUGGUACGCCCACCAGGGUACGGGCACGCAGCGCAAGGCGGGCUACGACGAGUCGGGCUGGACCACAUACGAGCGCUGCUCCGCCGAGCAGAUCAAGAAGGCCUACUCUAUGAUUAUGACGUGGUCGCUCGUCCUCGAUCUCGGUGCUAGCAGCGGCGAGGCUCUCGAAACUGACGGGCUGAAGGACCUCGAGACCUGUGACGAGGAGUCUCGAGCCAACAAUGAUAGUGACGAGGUCAGUGACGAGGAGGACGAGGUCGAGACGAGCUGCCGAGCCGCCGAGCCGACGAGGAGACGGUGGCCGCUCGACCCCGACGGCUUCGACGAGCUGAUUGAGAAGAAACAGUUCACCAACGGCGCGGACAAGGGAGCGGUCAAGGCGUUGUACCGCAAGAUGAGCGAGGGGCAGCUGAGCAGUGUCAAGGAGCUCAACUUCCAACGGAUGACGAAACCGACGGUGCGGGACAUGCAGCAGCUCGGCCGGUGCCUCAGCCUCUGCCGUCGCCUCAGAUACUGUGACCUCCCUGAGGUCGGCCUGACGGACGAGGCUGGCGCAGCGCUCUUCUCGAACAUCGCCACGGACGCGCACAUCGAAGAAAUGCGCCUUUGGAAGAACCAGCUCGGCCCGGCGGCUGCCGAGGCGAUUGCAGCCUACCUCCGCAGCAACCGAUCGAUGACGAAGCUCCGCAUCGAGGGCAACCCCAUCGAGGACAAGGGCGAGAGGGUCAUUUAUGAGGCCGUGCGUGACAAGGAGGACUUCUUGCUCGGCACCGACGGCAUGGGCGAACAAUUCGAAACUUCGAGCGAAAGCGAAACAUGA